Molecule: messenger RNA, 5037 nt
Organism: Megalobrama amblycephala (Wuchang bream)
Lineage: Eukaryota; Metazoa; Chordata; Actinopteri; Cypriniformes; Xenocyprididae
Gene: clcn3
Product: chloride channel 3
Exons: 16
Coding region: 173-2638 (821 amino acids)
Biological process (GO): transmembrane transport; chloride transport
Cellular component (GO): Golgi apparatus; early endosome; synaptic vesicle
Molecular function (GO): voltage-gated chloride channel activity
Source: RefSeq, a predicted model, not a curated record
CCGGAAGUGAACGUCAUUGACACAGGAAUGGGCCAAAAUGAGCAGCACCAGAGCAGGAUGACAACCAGUUCUUGAGCGAAAAAAUGUCGUUGUGUGUUUUAUUUGUGCUGGUGGGAUGAUUUGUGUCUUCAGAGGUCGUUUCGAGGCAUUGCAGAGGGUGUUGUGUUGCUAAAUGGAGUCUGAGCAGUUGUUCAACAGAGGCUACGGCAGGAACAGCUACAACAGCAUCACCAGCGCCAGCAGCGACGAAGAGCUGCUCGAUGGUGCCGGCGUCAUCAUGGACUUCCACACCACCGAGGACGACAACCUGCUCGACGGGGACGCGUCCCCAGGGUCAAACUACGCCAUGUCUAAUGGAGGGGGUGGAGGAGGGGCCAGUAGCUCCACCCACCUGCUGGACCUGCUGGAAGAGCCCAUUCCAGGUGUGGGCACCUACGACGACUUCCACACCAUCGACUGGGUCAGGGAGAAGUGCAAAGACAGAGAGCGCCACCGCAAGAUAAACAGUAAAAAGAAGGAAUCAGCAUGGGAAUUCACCAAGAGUCUGUACGACGCCUGGUCAGGAUGGCUGGUGGUCACACUAACAGGACUUGCGUCAGGAGCGUUAGCUGGUGUGAUCGACAUCGCCGCCGACUGGAUGAACGAUCUAAAGGAAGGCGUGUGUCUCAGUGCCAUGUGGUUUAAUCAUGAGCAGUGCUGCUGGGGCUCCAACGAGACUACCUUCGCUGAGAGAGACAAGUGUCCUCAGUGGAAGACAUGGGCCGAACUUAUUCUGGGUCAGGCUGAGGGUCCUGGCUCCUAUAUCAUGAACUACUUCAUGUUCACAUUUUGGGCACUGUCCUUCGCCUUCCUGGCCGUGUCUCUGGUGAAGGUGUUUGCGCCGUACGCCUGUGGGUCUGGAAUACCUGAGAUUAAAACCAUCCUGAGCGGCUUUAUUAUCCGAGGGUACCUAGGAAAGUGGACCCUGAUGAUAAAGACCAUCACUCUGGUUCUGGCCGUGGCAUCGGGCCUCAGUCUCGGGAAGGAAGGUCCGCUGGUCCACGUGGCCUGUUGCUGUGGCAACAUUUUUUCCUACCUCUUCCCCAAAUACAGCAAAAACGAGGCCAAGAAACGAGAGGUUUUGUCCGCGGCGUCAGCUGCUGGUGUGUCUGUGGCGUUUGGGGCUCCAAUAGGAGGAGUUCUGUUCAGUCUGGAGGAGGUCAGUUACUACUUCCCUUUGAAGACGCUGUGGCGCUCGUUCUUCGCUGCUCUGGUGGCGGCGUUUGUGCUACGCUCCAUAAACCCAUUCGGGAACAGCCGGCUGGUGCUGUUCUACGUGGAGUACCACACGCCCUGGUACCUGUUCGAGCUCUUCCCCUUCAUCCUGCUGGGGGUGUUUGGUGGACUGUGGGGAGCCUUCUUCAUCCGGGCCAACAUCGCCUGGUGCCGCCGCCGCAAAUCCACACGCUUCGGGAAGUACCCGGUGUUGGAGGUGAUAACGGUGGCAGCCAUCACGGCCAUCGUAGCGUUCCCGAACCCAUAUACGCGGCAGAACACCAGCGAGCUGAUUAAGGAGCUGUUCACGGACUGUGGCCCACUGGAGUCCUCACAGCUCUGCCAGUACCGCAGCCAGAUGAACGGUAGUCAGGCGUAUCCGCAGGGAUCGGACGCCGCUGCCACCCCGGGCGUUUACUCUGCCAUGUGGCAGCUCAGCUUAGCGCUCAUCUUCAAAAUCAUCAUGACCAUCUUCACCUUCGGCCUGAAGGUGCCGUCUGGUCUGUUCAUCCCUAGUAUGGCCAUCGGUGCGAUCGCUGGGCGGAUCGUAGGCAUCGCUGUAGAGCAGCUGGCAUAUUAUCACCACGACUGGUUCCUGUUUAGAGAGUGGUGUGAAGUGGGCGCUGACUGCAUCACUCCGGGUCUUUACGCCAUGGUGGGCGCUGCAGCCUGUCUGGGUGGCGUGACCCGAAUGACGGUGUCUCUGGUGGUCAUCGUGUUUGAACUGACCGGCGGGCUGGAAUACAUCGUUCCUCUCAUGGCGGCAGUGAUGACCAGCAAAUGGGUGGGCGAUGCCUUUGGCAGAGAGGGAAUUUAUGAAGCCCAUAUCCGUCUGAAUGGAUACCCCUUCCUGGACGCUAAGGAAGAGUUCACGCACACCACGUUAGCACGGGAAGUGAUGCGUCCUCGGCGUAGUGACCCGCCGUUGGCCGUGUUGACGCAGGACGACAUGACUCUGGCCGAGCUGCAGGCCAUCAUCUCUGAAACGAGUUAUAACGGCUUCCCCGUCAUCGUCUCCAAAGAGUCACAGAGACUGGUGGGCUUUGCUCUGCGCAGGGAUAUAACGAUCGCCAUAGAAAACGCCCGCCGUAAGCAGGAGGGAAUAAUGCUGAACUCGCGGGUCUAUUUUACCCAGCAUGCCCCGACCCUCCCCGCAGACAGUCCGCGGCCACUGAAGCUCCGCAGCAUUUUGGACAUGAGCCCCUUCACCGUCACCGAUCACACGCCGAUGGAGAUCGUGGUGGACAUUUUCCGCAAGCUCGGCCUGCGCCAGUGCCUUGUGACACACAACGGGAUUGUAUUGGGCAUCAUCACAAAGAAGAAUAUUUUAGAACAUCUGGAAGAGCUCAAGCAGCACGUGGAGCCCUUGAUCGAUGACAUCUGACCCCUCGCGCAGCUCCGCCCCUACACGAUUGGCGCCUCCUUGGUAUUAUUACAAAAAAAGAUAUCCUCCGUCAUAUGGCCCAGAUGGCAAACCAAGACCCCGAGUCCAUAAUGUUCAACUAGCAUCCUCCUCUUCCCGAUACAAAGAAGAUGAGAGUGAAGAGGAGGUCCAUUUACUGGACAAUUCAUCCCUCUGACCACACGCCCCUAUGGUACCCUAAACCACCCCAGUAAAAACAAAAAAAAACUUUGCCAGAUGGGAUCCCAACCUGGUCACAACCUCUGGAUACUUGCACAAGACUCGAAAAGGAGACUUUCGAGGAAGAGCCUGGCUGCUUGAAAAACUUGAGAGUUUUGGGAAAAGCUCAAGUCUCGGAUGCCCCAAGUGGAGAAACUUUCUUCAAACGCUAACUCUCACACACGCAUGCAAAAACACCCACCUGCUGUCAACACACCUUAACUUCCGCCUUUGGGUCCUGCUUCUUUGACCUCUUAGCCUCCUGCCUGAGAAAAUGUCCAAAUGAGGUGAAAGGUCAAGAUGAACCGCUCGAAAUGCGAGGAGGGACCUUCACCGCAGACCACCGUGACCCCUCACUGCCCCACUAAACACCCCAAAAUGGACUCUAUAACAUUGUUUACUUGUUGCGUGUGUGGGAGAGAUCCGGGAAAGAGACGGCGAGUUAGAUCGUGUUUGAACGCACCCCAACAUUCCAAUCGGGAUCUGAUGCUGUGAAGCCGAAGAGAUGUUCAGUGUCCCAUACAUAUGGAUGCGUUGCCCGCGCAAGUGAAUUUUUAUGAGCGAUCUGUGAGGAUCAAGUAUUCAAAAUUGUGAGAUGAUCAAAAAUACAAACGUGGAUUUUGUGCUACCUAGCAAAAGGAUGUUGGAGGAGAACAGGGUGAAAAUUCUCUUCAUUCAUCGUCUUCAACCUCUUCAACACUACGACGGCCAGUCUAAAGUGCAAUGGGAUUGUGGGUAACUAGCUAACCAAGUUCUAUGAGUGCCCAUGCUUUAUGAAGUUUUGUGCUUUUGGUUCCUGGGAAUGAAAAACAAAGACACUUUUCUUUUACAGCUGCUAUCCUGGCUACUAUAUUUAAAUGUACUUUGCAACUCCUAAUAGUUUGAAAAUAAAAAUGUGACUUGACCAACUGUUUUUAAGUUUGCAAACAAGCAUAAAUGUUCAAACUGUGUUGGCUCCAGUGCAGUUAAAAAUCACAGUUCUCUGUAUGUUAUAGUCUCAACUGCUGUUCAUCCUUUCCUAACCAGUCAAAUGUUUGAAGGCUCUGAAAUUAAGCGACAAUAUCACAAAUUGUACAUCCGCAUUUGACGGCUAAGAACAGGCUAAAGGAUAAAUCUCACAAAGAAAUGCCCAUGUCCUAUUUGAUCCCCCCCAUCCCCCAACCCCAUAAAGACAAUAAAGCCUGUUUUGAGACCAUUAAGAUUUUGCAUUUGGACACAUUUUCAUGACAGCGAAGCAUAUUUUACCAACAAAUUGUCAUCACUGUAGUGCAAAAAAAGAAAAAAUCUUAUUACUGAAGUUAAAAUAACCAAACCAUCUCGACAAUGAUUUGAGCAUAAAUUGUGUAAAUAAAUUUGAAUAAAUGAAAAGCACCAUAAUGUAUACAAAAAACGAAUUGUCCAAAAAGCAGGCUUCGUUGUUAAAUUUUCUUCUUGUAAUUUUGGGAUGACAUUUCUUGACAGUUUUUUGUGAGAAUAUAAACAACACAUGAAUACAGGCUACUUAUAAACCAACUGAAAUGUUUUUGGAGAUACUGAACCAAUCAGAUUCAGCCAUGACUGCACAGUUUCUUAUUGGCACUGAAAAAGUGAUGUUGAAAUGUGACUGUUAGGAAUGAAGCUCUAGUUCAUUUGUGAUAACUGCUGUUGGCUCCUUCAGUUUGUUUGUUUUUCCUGGGAAAUACGUGGAACAGUUUUGCGCAAAUUUGACACUUGUGGUAAUCAUUGCUGUGUCCCGUUCUGUAUGUCAAACUACAUAUUCUAACCUACCAGUUGCAUUACAUCAUCUGUUUUCCUGAAAUUUAAUUUUAAAUUACAUAUUAGCAUGUCAUUUCUUUUUCCAAAACAAGGCCGAAGUGUUGUCUUUUUACAGAUUGGUGAAAUUAUGUCCUUUUGCUUUUAAUUUCAUGGUGACCGGCGUUAGAACUUUUCCCGCUUAUUAAUUAACAGUAAAUGAGCAGGUGUGGGCGGGGCCUCUGUUCUCAUUAGCCUUUGAUGUUCCUUCUGUUAAUCAAUGAAGAAAACAAUGUUGUUAUAUAUUGAUCUCAUUUUUUUUUAAUUUUUUUUUUUUAUUUAUACUAGUGCUAGAGUUGUACAAUAUGGAGAAUUUUACGUAUGAUUGAUGGUUUGAUUGUACAUUAAAAGAUUAAAUUGUUUUAAAUGAA